Molecule: messenger RNA, 387 nt
Organism: Rotaria sp. Silwood2
Lineage: Eukaryota; Metazoa; Rotifera; Eurotatoria; Philodinida; Philodinidae
Source: the annotation of a GenBank genome assembly
AUGAAUACCGCACGAGCGCAACGCACAGCAUCUGUAUUAAAAAAUGGAAAUGUGUUAGUUACUGGAGGACGUACUCAUCAACAUGAUUUGCUAAGUAGUGCUGAAUUCUAUGAUCCAUCAACAGGAACAUGGACAACUGCUGGUAGCAUGAAUAGCCAACGAGUGGAGCACACAGCAUCCGUAUUAACAAACGGAAAAGUGUUAGUUACUGGAGGACACACUCAUCGAUAUGAUUUGCUAAGUAGCGUCGAAUUGUAUGAUCCAUCAGCGGGAACAUGGACAGCUACUGGUAGCAUGAAUAGCCAACGAGAGAAGCACACAGAAUCCGUAUUAACAAAUGGAAAAGCGUUAGAUACUGUUGGACGACCAAAUGUUAGUGUGUUUUGA